Molecule: messenger RNA, 1969 nt
Organism: Chara braunii
Lineage: Eukaryota; Viridiplantae; Streptophyta; Charophyceae; Charales; Characeae
Source: the annotation of a GenBank genome assembly
GCCAGCCAAGAUCCAGGCCAGCUCCCGGCCGGUCGCAAACGAGGGCCGAUAGUUUGACGAGCGUCGUGCUAUCGAGGACGUCUGCUAUCAAGGACCUCGGCUUAGGAGGGUAUAAGGACGACGCACCUUUGCAUGACGGUGGAUGACUGCCAUAAUCAGUGUGGCCUGAUGAUAAGAGCUUGCUGGCAAGCGCGCUGCGGAAUGCGCCUGGCAGUUCUAAUCGGACAUCAACAUUGUUGCCAGACAAUAUAAGGACGACACAUCUUCGCAUGACGGCAGCUGAUGACCAUAAUCGGUGUGGGCUAAAGAUAAUUAAAAGAGCUUGGCGGCAAGCGCACUGUUGAAUGCGCCUGGGCAGUUCUAUUCAGACAUCAGCAUUGUCGCCAGGUCGGGAAGACCGACGCGACGUCCAUCAUGGCAUCUGACGGCGAACGCUAUGCAUUCGUUGCCCAUUGGUUGGAUCCUCACUCAUCCAUCAUCUGGAAGUACCAGCUCAUGUUCUUCACUGCAGACAACUCAAUUGCAAUGUAUGAUAUCAAGAACAAGCGGUCCUUUCUGAAGCGAACUCCCUACCCGUCGAUUCGUCCCGAGGACCUUUACAUCGGGGCCACGGUCACGGUCUAUUCCAGGCAGCUCAAAGUUGUGGGGUACGACGAUGAGUACACGAAAAAGCGGCUCGAACACAUACAAAUGACGUUCGCUCUGAUCAAGCCGGACGGAGUCGAAAAGUUUGGGGAACUUUUGACAGAGAUUUACAAGCAUGGGUUUGUGCUGAAAAGACUGAAAAUGUGCACCAUGUCGCCGUCCGAGGCGCGGGAAUUCUACAAGCCUCAUUCACAGGAACCAAUCUUUGAGGAAAUGGUGCUGGCCUUGUGCAGCGGGGAGGUCAUUGGAAUGGAGAUCAUCGGCGACGAUGCCACCGCCAGGUGGCUGAAGCUCAUUGGGCCACGGGACCCAGGGAUAGCAAACCUCGAAGCUCCAAACUCGUUACGCGCCCGAUUUGGACGCGACAAGAUCAACAAUGCUCUAUAUGGUGCAGACUCCAAGGAAGAUAUGGAAAGGCUAAGGACAUUGUUUUUUGAGACCCCUGGGUUUGGCAAAUGCCCUGCUCUUCAAAAGGACAGUACGCUGUGCAUCAUCAAGCCGCAUGCUGUUCUCGCCGGGAUUGCAGGAGAGAUUAUUCAACACAUAAUGCAGAGCUUCAACAUCUCCGGGAUGGAGUCCUUUAAUAUAAGCCAUGUCGACGCAGCAGAAUUCUGCGAAGUGUACAGAGGUGUCGUCCCGGAAUAUACGCUUAUGGUACAGGAGCUGUCUAGCGGACCCUUAAUUGGGAUUGUGGUCUCCGGAGUGAAGAAUCCAGUGGCCUCUUCCGAUUGCGAAGGGACAACGGAGGCCCCUCCAAAGACGAUAGUCGGCAUCUUUCGGGAUUUCUGUGGGCCAGCAGACUCCGAGAUCGCCAAGAUUGUCAGACCGAAGACAUUGCGUGCUAUGUUUGGUAUUGACAAGGUUAAAAAUGCCGUCCAUUGCACAGAUCUAGAUGAAGACGGUCUGCUGGAAUGCCAGUUUUUCUUCAAAACACACCCAAAGAAAUGAAGCAAGCACUGCAUCUGCAAGCCAGAAGACAACAGUUUGCUUCUGUCCUUUGUGUUUUAUAACUUUUCUUUUUCCCUUUUUUUUUGUUUUUCAAUUCUGGUCUUUCCGCUCAUGGGACCCAACAAUUCUCCCUCGCAAUUCCCCCCUCCUCUCCGCCCCCUCCUCCCACAGGUAGUCCUACCGUAGCGUCUCCUCUCCUUCCCCCUGCGACUGGCUCUAUGCACCUUCUUGCAGCCACCCCAUCAGUUCACCCAGUAGCUGGGCAGUGUUUUUUUCUGAGCACUUUCUGAUCUGGCCUUCAUCCGUGCAUGCACGGAAUCGAACCGGCACCCUUAGCCGAAAGAGCCAAGUCUUUUAACUUUUAAGUUUUAACCAG